GUGACAGGGGUUAGCAUCACACUUCACACUUCACACAUCAAACUCUGCACAACAACCGCCGGAGGGGGAAUUAUGUAACAUAUCGCAGAAGAGCCCCACUAAUUAAAAGGAUUAACGUUUAUUUUGGCACGGCGAGGAUGUCUGUCCCGGCAGGAGAAGGAUGACGACGACACAACUGUUGUGGCGACUUGUGUCAGUGUGUCUGUGUGUAGCUGUAGUUUGUUGGUCCUGCGGUUGCCAUGUUGGAUGCACAGAGUCGAACACGGAGGCCCCGGGAAUCGCCUCGUUGCAAGAUGACAGUCCAGUCGAGGAGUCGGAGGAAAAGACUCAUCAAAAGGAUGAGGAGAGCUGGGCCCUACCUGACCAGCUCGUAUCUGAAAAUGAGCAGCUGACAGACUACGAUCAUCCAGAAGAAGAUUCGAUAGCACAAGACGCAGCUCAGAAACAUCACACAGAGACCAUUAAAGCGGAGGAGUAUGCUGCAGAAAUGCUGCAGGGAGCCGACACAGACAUUUCACAAACUGAGCAGAGCUCUGAAUAUCAAAACCCUGAAACGUCGGUCCCUAAGGAUCAGGACUCUGCCCAGCAGCCGGCCCUCGCCGACUCUGUCAUUCCUGCUGCAGAUAAAGAGGAUCCCCCCAUCCUUGGUGUUCAAGAAGACAUCCCGGACAGUGAUCCGAGCGCUGCACCUGAUGUAGCGGCUCCUGAAGCCGUUGAUCCUGAACUGCUUCCAUCGGACUGUGUGGACGAGGAGGAAGACAACCCUUAUGACAAUGACAGCCCCCCACUGGUUCUGGAGAACACUUCCAACGCUCACACUGCAGGUACUAAAAUCCACCCUGAGCCUGUUCUGAGUCCUCCAUCCGUGCCGAGCAGCAAGACUCUGGAGAGCAACGCGUCACACAUGUUGAAGGAGGUGAAGCAGGACUUGGGGUCCCCUGUCGCCACAGACACAGAUCCCAGUGUCACCAGAGACCCGGAGGACAUCCCCACUUUUGAUGAGUGGAAGGCAAAGGAGGUGGAGAAACAUAAGACUCUCUCCACUCACACGUACAACAACGGAGGUUCUCACAGGGUGAAGAAGGUCCAGAAGAACUUCAACAACUACGCGUCAGUGGAGUGUGGAGCCAAGAUACUUGGCGCUAACCCAGAUGCUAAGAGCACUUCAGCCAUACUGAAGGAGAACAUGGACCUGUACAUGCUAAACCCUUGCAGUAACAAAAUCUGGUUUAUCAUCGAGCUCUGCGAGCCCAUCCAGGUGAAGCAGUUGGACAUCGCCAACUUUGAGCUCUUCUCCUCUACACCUAAAGACUUUCUUGUCUCUAUCAGUGACAGAUAUCCAACGAACAAGUGGCUAAAGCUGGGGACCUUUCAUGCCAGGGACGAACGCACAGUUCAGAGCUUCCCUUUAGAUGAGCAACUUUAUGCUAAAUACGUGAAGAUGUUCACCAAGUACAUAAAGGUGGAGCUGGUCUCUCACUUUGGCUCUGAACACUUCUGUCCUCUCAGUCUAAUACGGGUUUUUGGGACAAGCAUGGUGGAAGAGUAUGAAGAGAUCGCUGAUCCCUCAGAGAGACAAGAUGAUCAGGACGAUGACUUGGACUAUCCUUCACCUGGUGAAGCCAAUCUAUCCAAAAAUCUGAUUGGAUCAGCAAAAGAUGCUAUUCUGAACAUGGUCAAAGACAUUGCUGUCAACGUUCUGGGACGAAGCUCAGAGAUGAAAGGCAACCUUUCAUCUCAGGAAGUGAACACGACUGAGCCGUCUCAACAGCCUGAAACCUCCUCUGACACGGUGACUACUGAUCUUACCCCAGUUCCAGACGGUGAGGAUGUGCAGGUUUUACCCGACCCUGGCGUCCCCCCAACCGAAGCCCCGUCGGUGGAGAUCCCUUCACCAGAGACGGACACUACUGACGGCACCGAGGGGAAGCUCCCUCCUCCUCCUCCAGAGGAAACUAUAGUCAUUCCUUUAGACAAAGAAGAGGAAGAACCGAUCAGCUCCAGCAUCACUCUCCUGGACAAGGAGGAGGAAGUGGAUGAUGGUAAAGAGAAGAAGAACAGUGAGGAGCAGCAGCGUCCGGGGGGCCGGAGCUACUGCUCCCCACCUUCCUCUUCAUGCUCCUGUGCAGCUUCCCUCCAGGAGUACGUGCAGCGGCAGAGUUCAGCCUCUCUGUCCCAAAAGAGGAAAUGCCAAGCAGUGGAUGGAAAGCAAAAAGAUCCUCUCAUCCAGACGCCCACUCGGCACAAACCUCCGCCGUCGUCUACGUCGACGGAGCCCCCGCCGCAGGAGACGGGGGCACAGCAACCUCCUGAAAAAGAACCAGCUUCUGACCAGGAGCCGGAGCGGCAAGCGGUCGUAUCGGAGGACAAGCAGCUUCCUGACGAACCUGCGUCUGAACCCCCUCCGCUGGAGCCCAGCCAGACCGUGAACCUCCCGCAGCCCAGCGUCUCCGAGGAGACGUCGGCCACGCCGACGCCCGUCGUCGAGAUGCCUCCGCCGGCUUCUGAAGCACCGGCCGAGGAGCCGGGGCCCUCAAAGAGCCAGCCUGAAGAGAAGCCCCCUCAGCCCUCCACCUCCCUCGGCAGCUCGGCCCAAAUACAACCCACAGCCACCGUCCCGGGGGACGGCCCGUCGGCGGAGCCACCGGAGGAGAAGCCGAGCGUUGAAAUCCCUCACCCCGAGGUGGAUCCCUCCAUCCAAACACAGGAUAAGACGGAUCAGCUCCCCGAGGGCCCGAGCGUAGAGACUCAGGCCGAGCCACCGGUUGUACCUGAAGGCGGCCCUGCUCCCACCGAGGUCCCCAGUCCUCUUCCUGAGGCCGUAACGGAGACGGAGCCUCCCGGCGGUCAUGUGACCGGAGUGGAGGACCUGGCAGAAGACGCCUCUCCCUCCUCCGGGGGGAACGGGCAGCCAUUUCGCCCCUCUUCUCCAACCCCUCCUUCAGCCGCCUCGUCGUCCCUCUCAGACAUCUACGCAGAACCUUUUAACGGCACGGAGCCCAACGGGAACCCGGUGCCCAGCUCCAGCCAGAAGGAGUCCGUCUUCAUGAGACUCAACAACCGCAUCAAGGCCUUGGAGGUCAACAUGUCGCUGAGCGGCCGGUACCUGGAGCAGCUCAGCCAGAGGUAUCGGAAGCAGAUGGAGGAGAUGCAGAGGGCUUUUAACAAAACCAUCAUUAAACUGCAGAACACUUCCAGAAUAGCAGAGGAGCAGGACCUGCGUCAGACCGAAUCCAUCCAGCUGCUGCAGGGUCAGCUGGAGAACGUGACCCAGCUGGUUCUCAACUUGUCGGUCAGAGUCAGCCAGCUGCACAGUGAGGUGGCGGACAGGCAGAACUACCUGCUGCUGUCUCUGGCGCUGUGCUUGUGUCUGGGCCUGCUGCUGUGCGUCAACCACUGCCGCAUCACGGUUCCCCCGGCCUCAGAACCGGAGCCGCCCCCACCCAAGAGCUACACGUACUGCUGUCCUGAGAGGCAAUUCACUUCCUGUGAUGAGACGGGCUUGAAGAGGAGUGCAUCUUACCCCCUCAUCCACUCGGAGUCUUUCCAGUUAGCAACCACUGAAUGCCCAGAUACGCUGCUUGCAGAGGAGACGCAAAGCCUCUGUCCAGCCAACAGAAAGAGGAGGCGUCGCCGGGUGAAACCCUUGGAUAAAGUAGAGACUCUGAGAGCCUCUUUCCAAGCCGCUCCCAAGCGGUGCAACGGAGGCGUGGUGGUGUGCAACGGGGGUCCCGUGGUCACCAGGCCCGGCCCGCUGGCGCAGCGCUUCCUCCAGCCCGUGUUCAGAGACUCUCCGUCGGAGGGCAGCUCCGAGGGAUCGCACUCGGACGACCCGUCGUUCUGCGGCAUCACCACGGCCUGCUCCCGCAUCUGCGACGGCCUCCCCCCACCCAAAACCCGCGCGGAGAGACGGGCGCUGAGGCGCAGGCGUCCCAAGCCCCGCUGCGCGCUGGUGGAACUGCUGCACGACCCGCACAGGGACAAGAACCAGACGCUGAACCAGACACUGCCCAGCUCCAUCACAGACAUCAUGAACAGGAAACCAGAGCAGAACUCUGGCCCGCUGCUGGCGCUCACGGGUCCCGUCUGACCCCGGGGGACCAACCCCCCCCUUCCCCUCAGUGACUGCUGGGAACUGUUCCCUGAAGAAGGGAGGCGGCCGUUUAGGCAUCAGGGCAGCUUUAACGCUUUGCAACCAGACAAUCUGUCCAUUCUGUUCAUGUUCUCGCUUCAGCUGACGUUGGGACAUCUAUAUUUGUUACACAUCCAAUCAGGGAAGCGUCUUCCCGGCAUCCAAAGCAUUUCUCUUGUGAGUAAAUGCAUGUGUGGGUUUUGACCCCGACACAUUUAAGGAACACAAUCAUUUCCAGGUCUGUAUUUUUAUUUUGGCACUAAUUUAUAGUAGGUUUUUUCUAGCGCUUGCGGUAUAACAUGUCUGAGUCGAAGCCGUUCAUUAUUUGAAACUUGGCCACAAUCUUAUCUGAGCAUCCGACACUGCGGAAUCUUUUCAAUCAUUAUACUAUUCCUUUCAUGUCAUCUAACCUUGAAAUAAACCGCGGGGGAAGCCCGUGGAGGCUGUGAACAAAACAUUGGGGAAUUUCUUGGAAAAGGAUCCAAAUAAAACGGCGAUGUUGGAGUGAUUCUGCUUCGUUCUGUGGUGUU
Molecule: messenger RNA, 4662 nt
Organism: Cololabis saira (Pacific saury)
Lineage: Eukaryota; Metazoa; Chordata; Actinopteri; Beloniformes; Belonidae
Product: SUN domain-containing ossification factor-like
Exons: 24
Coding region: 161-4090 (1309 amino acids)
Biological process (GO): protein folding in endoplasmic reticulum; regulation of bone remodeling
Cellular component (GO): membrane; cytoplasm
Source: RefSeq, a predicted model, not a curated record